CUGUGUUCAAAAGCUUCAAAAAUUACGGUGUGUGUGAUUUCGUCUUCCGAUAUCAAGGGCAGCAAUGCGAGGGUCUUGGAUUGCGUGUGCGAAGAAACGGGCAAACCGUACUGCGUGAGACUUGAAGGCCUGUGGUCUUCCACUCCUGUACAAAUUGGCUCCACAUUAUGCCUUAUUGGUGCUAAAACGCUCAGGGAAAAGGAAUUAUUGUUAAAUUGGGAGAAUGGUGUUGUGAUUCUGGAGAGCAAUGCUCUUGUGCCGUGUACCAUAAUCGCGCAGGGUGUAUACUGUCGCCGCAAAGCGGUCCUUUCACAUUACUUCAAAAGUGGUGCCGUUUCAAACAGGGAAAUGACAGUGGGCAGUGUGGUGCAUGAACUUUUCCAGAUUGCUGUUACUCGGUCCGACUUUCAAGCUACUGAAACCGGCUUAAUUGACUUAUGGCGAAACGAGCUUUAUCCGCAAUAUGUUGAACAACUUCUUGCCUUAAAUCUCUCUGCUGAAGAGAUCGAAGAGGAUGUAAGGCCAUAUCUCGGGUCGAUCGUGCGCUGGAUCUCGGCCUACAUGCCUCCACCAUUAGGCCGCCAUGAACAGCUGCAAACGGGUUCAACAAUCAAGGAGGUGGUAGAUGUUGAGGACUCUCUCUGGAAUUCUUGUUACGGCUUCAAAGCUAAAAUUGACUGUACUUUGAAGGUUGCUGCUUUUUAUUUUUUUCAAGCGCAGUUCAACACUUUUUCUUUGCUUGCUUAUUCCUGAUA
Molecule: messenger RNA, 755 nt
Organism: Gongylonema pulchrum
Lineage: Eukaryota; Metazoa; Nematoda; Chromadorea; Rhabditida; Gongylonematidae
Source: the annotation of a GenBank genome assembly